Acanthamoeba castellanii str. Neff is the source of this 360-nucleotide messenger RNA. RefSeq lists its product as uncharacterized. The record is from RefSeq and is a predicted model, not a curated record. NCBI's taxonomy places the organism in Eukaryota, Discosea, Longamoebia, Acanthamoebidae. The transcript has a single exon. Bases 1 to 360 code for a protein of 119 amino acids.
AUGACCGGCAACUUCAACCACCCCACCACCACCGCCGCCGACAACAACAGCCAACACACCGACAACAGCUCGGCAGACUACAGCGCCAACACCAACGAAGCGGCCAACAUCGCGGCCAGGAGGGGCUACGAGGUCAACGAGAAGGUGCUGCAGCGAUGGGAGGCCAAGCGGCGGAGCGCCGAUGGCGGUGGCCAGUUCGCGUGGCGCAUCAGCGCGCCCAAGCAGGCGGGCGAUCGGGAGGAGGUGCGCAUGAAGGCCCUCCAGCUGGCGGCCCUCAACGCCUACAAGGCCGCCACGGCCCCACGGCCCCCGUACUACGUGCCCACCGACCGCACCGCACGCGUCGAGAGGCGCUCCUGA